UACUCAGCUGGUCUUCUAUUCGACAAAACAUGCUUGGUUGUUUUUCGGCCAGCUCUAAGCGGAACGGCAAAAACUGGCUUUUCAAUUUCCAUGGGGGCGGGCCUCAUAAGUUUUUCUGAAACGUGGGGCAUUGAGUGGUUAAUCCUGAGCGGCAUGCCGCAGUUUUCAGGCUUGUAGUAAUUGAGCAUAUUUUGUCGUGAUGAUGUGAAACACAAUUCUUGCCAUUAAGCAUUAAGAAGUCGUUCCAGCCUGAGCUUUGUCAAAUCGUGGCUUAAGCAUGUUGGGACGAGCUUGGACUCAUUGCGGUGAGCUACGCCUACUGGCCGGCCUUACAAACCGUCGCGGUUUGAGCACUCGGACGUCCGAGAUGGUCAUCCCAUUAGCCCAAGGUCCUCCACUCAUACUUAGUUGCGGUCAACUAGCCAAAAUGGCGGAUGGGAGUGCCGUGAUGCGGCAGGGUGACACCUCCGUGCUGACCACGGCUGUUUGUCCGGAGGGUUCGGCUACUGCCGAUUUACAGUUUGCCUCGUUCGUGCCGUUGACGGUCAAUUACAAGCAGAAAUUUGCCGCCGCCGGUCGAAUUCCCACCAACUUCUUGCGCCGAGAAAUGGGCGUGUCGGAAAAGGAAAUUUUAACGGCUCGCAUGAUUGACCGCUCCAUCCGUCCACUCUUCCCAUCGGGCUUUGGCCAAGAAACUCAACUCGUGUGCAAUCUUUUGGCCGUGGACGGCGUGCAUGACCCGGCUGUCGUCGCCAUCAAUGCCGCCUCGGCCGCUUUAGCCGCGUCCAACAUUCCCUGGCACGGACCGGUCGGGGCUGUGCGGGUGGGUUGGGUGGAUGGGGUGCUCGUGCUGAAUCCGACCCGCAAGACCCUGGCUCGCAGCCAACUCAACCUGAUUGUGAGUGGCAACGCCCGGGGUGAGGUGAUCAUGUUAGAGGCGGAAGCUCAGGCCGUCGAUCGAGCGCUGGUUUUAGACGCCAUUCAUUUAGGAGCCGAGAGUGCCGGACUCAUAGCUCGGAGCGUGGCUGAUAACACCCGAGAUGUGGUCAAACGUGCAUGCCAUUUCCGAUCCGAACUACCCGCUGAUGUGAUCAUGGAUAUGCGAACUUUGUGCUAUGAACCCCUCAAGGCCGCUAACCUUGAUCUGUCGCACGACAAACAAUCCCGAGGCGUGGCGACUUUUGCUAUUCGUGAUCGAGCUGUGGCGCAGCUCCGCGAGAAAUACCCCAUGCAUGACACCAGCCUUUUUCACGCAUGUUAUACCCAACUCUACGGAGAUUUGAUCAAAGACCUCUUGUUCGACCGUCAGACACGGGUAGACGGCCGAGCAUGGGAUCAGAUUCGACCCAUUGUGUGUGAGCGUGACCUGCAUAAACCUUUGCACGGAUCGGCUUUGUUUCAACGCGGUCAAACCCAAGUGUUGUGUACGGUAGCUCUCGAUUCGCCCGAAUCCGCGCUCAAGGCUGAUUCCUUAUCCGUCAUGACCGGUGGCAUGAAGGAGAAGAACUUUUUUGUCCAUUAUGAAUUCCCUCCCUAUGCUACCAACGAAAUCGGACUAUCCACGGUUGGUCGCCGAGAAUUGGGUCAUGGGGCUUUGGCUGAAAAGGGGCUACGGGCUGUGAUUCCAUCAAAUUAUCCCUUCACCAUUCGACUCACCUCUGAAGUGCUUGAAUCCAAUGGUUCAUCUUCUAUGGCAUCGAUCUGUGGCGGGUCUUUGGCCCUUCUGGACGCUGGAGUGCCCUUGACUCAGUCGGUCGCAGGCGUGGCUUUAGGACUAGUCACCGAAUACGAUAAUGAUGAAAUUAAACGCCAUCAAGUACUUGUAGAUAUACUUGGACUGGAAGACUACUUAGGAGACAUGGAUUUUAAAAUGGCUGGGACCAAAGACGGGGGCAUCACUGCAUUACAAGCUGAUAUCAAGAUUCCCGGUUUACCACUGCAUAUCGUGGAUGAUGCAGUAGGAAAAGGAGUGAAAGCCAUAGGUCGGAUCCUAGAUAUUAUGUCAACUUGCAUCAAAGAACCUCGAACAGAUAAAACGAAUUUGCCUGUGACAGAGGUGCUUACCAUUCCUGCUCACAAACGAACUAGCUUUAUUGGACCAGGAGGACGAAAUCUCAAGAAGAUGCAAACCGAAAUAGGCGUUCAAAUCUCUCAAGGGAACGACGAAUCAUCAUGGACGAUUUUCGCACCUAACGCCGAGUCGUUGGCCGAAGCUCACGAGAUGAUAGAGCAACUUAUGACAGACGACUAUGCUCCCGAGUAUGAGUUUGGCGCCAUCAUCACAGUGAAAGUACUAGAGAUCAAAGAGCGAGGUGCUAAUGUGGAACUGCAUCCGAAUCUGUCUCCAGUGUUCAUUCCCUUGACACAACUCGCCGCUCAAAAAUUGCAACACACAAAUGCGCUCGAUCUGAAAGUGGGUGAGGAAUUACAGGUGAAGUAUUAUGGCCACGACCCUGUAACGGGAUCGGUCAGGUUGUCCAGAAAAGCCCUUCUGUUGGCCAAUGCGAGUGCAGUUCGAAGGUUACAGAAAUCUGCUCGUCACUCGGAAAAAGUUAUUUAAGAAUACAUUCAGCCAAAUAUCAAGGGGAGAGUAUUGCCCAGGAUUGUACUUUUGUCUCGGCUAUUCACCCCCUUUGUUACAUAAAAACGUCAUUAUUUAUACGAGU
This is a messenger RNA of Tigriopus californicus, 2666 nucleotides long. It is a transcript of the gene PNPase, whose product is annotated as polyribonucleotide nucleotidyltransferase 1, mitochondrial-like. The transcript has 5 exons. The record is from RefSeq and is a predicted model, not a curated record. Gene Ontology annotation, molecular function: polyribonucleotide nucleotidyltransferase activity; RNA binding; 3'-5'-RNA exonuclease activity. NCBI's taxonomy places the organism in Eukaryota, Metazoa, Arthropoda, Copepoda, Harpacticoida, Harpacticidae. Gene Ontology annotation, cellular component: cytosol; mitochondrion. Bases 278 to 2560 code for a protein of 760 amino acids. Gene Ontology annotation, biological process: mitochondrial RNA 3'-end processing; mitochondrial mRNA catabolic process.